Molecule: messenger RNA, 6824 nt
Organism: Alosa alosa (allis shad)
Lineage: Eukaryota; Metazoa; Chordata; Actinopteri; Clupeiformes; Clupeidae
Product: citron Rho-interacting kinase
Biological process (GO): actomyosin structure organization; peptidyl-threonine phosphorylation
Cellular component (GO): cytoskeleton; cytoplasm
Molecular function (GO): protein serine/threonine kinase activity
Source: RefSeq, a predicted model, not a curated record
UGUGAGGACCUGGAGUCAGUGCUGCAGCAGAAGGAUGUGGAGCUGAAGGCCUCCGAGACACAGAGGAGCAUCCUGGAGCAGGACCUGGCUACCUACAUCACAGAGUGCAGCAGUCUGAAGCGUAGUCUGGAGCAGGCCCGUAUGGAGGUGUCUCAGGAGGACGAUAAGGCUCUGCAGCUUCUCAAUGAUAUACGAGAGCAAAGCAACAAGCUACAGGAGAUCAAGGAGCAGGCCAAGGAGCAGGGGAAGGCGGAGGUGGAGGAGCUUCUCUCCAAACUGCAGAAGGUCAACACGGAGCAACAGACCAAAAUCCAGGAGCUGGAGGACAAACUUGUUAAGGCAGUGAAGGCGAGUACGGAGGCCUCUGACCUCCUGCAGAGCGUGCGGCAGGCCAAGGAGCGCAUGGAGAGAGACCUGGAGCGCCUGCAUACCAAAGAGGACAACAGCGACAGCCUGCGCAGACGCCUGCGAGAGACAGAGGAUGGCCGUAAGACUCUGGAGAACCAGGUAAAGCGCCUGGAGAUUGUGGAGCGCAGGGAGAGCAAGCUGAAGGAGGACAUGCAGACUAAAUCACAACAAAUACAACAGAUGGGCGACAAAAUCAGGGACCUGGAGGAGAAUCUGAACUGUGGUUGCAUUGCAUUGGGAUGGUCAGAUCUGGGGAUGGAGGCCCACUACGCCAUGCUCAUCUGGAGACAGAAGCAGAAGGAGAGACUCUUUGAGGACAAGAUUAAGGUCCUAGAGGUCCAGAUGAAGGCUGACCUGGCUGAUAAGGAGGCUCUGGAGUCCAAGCAGAACACCUAUGAGGAGGAGGCCCGAGAGAGCAGCAAGCUCAUCAGCGAGCAGAAGGCUACUAUUAAUGCCAUGGACUCCAAAAUGAGUAGUCUGGAGCAGAGGAUCGCUGAGCUGUCUGAGGCUAACAAGCUAGCGGCUAACAGCAGCAUCUACACUCAGAAGAACAUGAAAGCACAGGAAGAGAUGAUCUCGGAGCUGCGGCAGCAGAAGUUCUACCUGGAGUCUCAGGCCGGCAAGCUGGAGGCCCAGAACGCCAAACUGGAGGAGCACCUGGAGAAGAUGAGCCAGCAGGAGCAGAGCCACAAGAGCAGAGUCCUGGAGCUGGAGACCAGACUACGAGAGAUCGGUCUGGAGCACGAGGAACAGAAGCUGGAGAUCAAGCGGCAGGUGUCGGAGCUGACCCUGUCACUGCAGGAGAGGGAGUCCCAGAUCACGGGCAUCCAGGCGGCCAGGCACGCCCUGGAGAACCAGCUGCAGCAGGCCAAGACCGAGCUGGAGGAGACUACUGCAGAGGCAGAGGAAGAGAUCACUGUACUUAGGGCCCAUCGUGAUGAGAUCCAGCGGAAGUUUGACGCCCUGAGGGACAGCUGUGCGGUGAUCACAGACCUGGAGGAGCAGUUGACACACCUGACCCAGGAGAACGCUGAGCUGAACCGCCAGAACUUCUACCUGUCCAAGCAGCUGGAUGAGGCCACGGAUGAGAGGGAGGAGAACCUGCAGCUGGACGAGGACCACUCCCACGCGGUGGCUGACCGGGAGAUGCACCUCAACAACCAGAAACAGAACAUUGAGACCCUGAAGACGACAUGCACCAUGCUGGAGGAGCAGGUGGUGGAGCUGGAGACGCUGAAUGAUGAGUUCCUGGAGAAGGAGCGGCAGUGGGAGGCCUGGAGGUCCGCUCUGGACGAGGAGAAGAACCAGGCCGAGAGGAGAGCCAGGGAGCUGCAGAGACAGCUGGACAACGAGAAACAGAACAGGUUGCGAGCGGACCAGCGCAGUUCGGAGUCUCGGCAGGCGGUGGACCUGGCGGUCAAGGAGCACAAAGCUGAGAUCCUGGUGCUGCAGCAGGCCCUCAAGGACCAGAAGCUCAAAGCAGAGGGGCUCUCCGACACGCUAGGUGACCUGGAGAAGAAGCAUGGCAUGCUGGAGAUGAAUGCUCGUAGUCUGCAACAGAAGCUGGAGUCCGAGAGAGAUGUCAAGCAGAGGCUCAUGGAUGAGCAAGCGAAGCUGCAGCAGCAGCUGGACCUGCAGAAGAACCACAUAUUCCGCCUGACGCAAGGUUUGCAGGACGCUCUGGACCAGACUGACCUGCUGAAGACCGAAAGGACAGACCUGGAGUACCAGCUGGAGAACAUCCAGGCUGUGUACACCCAGGAGAAGGUGAAGAUGGAGGGAACCAUCACUCAGCAAACCAAACUCAUUGACUUCCUCCAGGCCAAGGUGGACCACCCGUCAAAGAAGAAAAAGCAGGGAAUCUUUGGUGGGCGCCGGAGAGAGGACCUGCUGGCUGCACUGGCCGCCCAGGGGCAGGGGCAGGGGCCCAAUGCGUCCGCUGUGACCCCCGUGCCACUGCAGUACAGUGAUCUGAAGAACGCCCUGGAGAAGGAACGAUCCCGCUGCUCAGACCUGGAGGACGCCUUGCAGAAGACCCGCCUGGAGCUGAGAGAUGCUCUCCAGUUUAAGGCGCUGGAUCACGGGGGCACCCCUGCCACCCCUGGGCUGGCCCGGCAGCAGCUCAUGAUGUCCACCAAGUCCAACAAGUCCCCUGAGCACCAGCCCAACCCGGGACCUCUGGGCCCCUCCAGCUCUGGACGCCGCAAGGAGAGCACCAACGAAGACAAAAGAAGGGUGACUUUCGAAAAGUACAGUCGGCGGGGGAAGGACCGCCUCCACCACAACUCCUCCCACCGCUUCACCCAGGGCCUCAACAUGCGCGCCGCCAAGUGCUCCGUCUGCCUGGACACUGUCCACUUCGGCCGGCAGGCCGCCACCUGCAUCGAGUGCCACACUCUGUGCCACCCCAAGUGCUCCCCGUACCUGCCCGCGUCCUGUGGCGUGCCCUCGGACUAUGCCAUCCAUUACUCAGAGGCGCUGUGCCGGGACAAGGGCAGCUCGUCCGGUCUGCCCCUGAAGGACAGCAGUGGGCACAUGCAUCUGGAGGCCUGGAUGAAGAUGCCCAGGAAUGGAAAGCGAGGACAGGGCUGGGAGAGGAAGUAUGUGAUGCUGGAGGGAACCAAAGUGAUCAUCUACGACACGGAGCCCAGAGAAGACUCAGUUAAGGCGGUGGAUGAGUUUGAGCUGUGUAUCUCGGAUGGAGAAGUGGUGGUACAUGGAGCUGUAGGGGCGUCAGAGCUGCCAAACACAGCCAAGUCAGACAUGGCGUUCGUGCUGAAGCUGGAGUCCCACCCCCACCCCCACACGGCAUGCUGGCCGGGGCAGACACUCUACUUCAUGGCGUCCAGCUUCCCCGAGAAGCAGCGCUGGACCGCCGUCAUGGAGGCGCUGGUUGCCGGGGGACGAGGCUCGCGGGAGAAGGCCGAGGCCGACGCGAAGCUGCUGGGGAACUCGCUGCUGAAGCUGGAGGGGGAUGACCGGCUGGACAUCAACUGCACACUGCCUCUCACCGAUCAGUUACUCAGUAGGUGUUAUGUGUUAUAUAGUAGGUGUAUUGUGCAUGUUUGUCCUGUAGGGGACGAGAGGGCACUGUGUCUGGUGGAGAUUAAGAAGGUGAAGCUGUCACUGUCCCAGGCCCACCUGCCCACGCUGCCCGAACUCGCCCCGUUCAUCUUCGAGACGGUCAAGGGAUGCCACCUGUUUUCUGCGGGCAGGAUUGACAACGGGUCCUGCAUCUGUGCAGCGAUGCCUAAUAAAGUGACAAUCCUACGCUACAAUGACAAUCUCAGCAAGUUCUGCAUCCGUAAGGAGAUCGAGACGCUGGAACCCUGCAGCUGCAUCCUCUUCACCAGCUACAGCAUCAUCAUCGGAACCAACAAGUUCUACGAGAUCGAGAUGAAGCAAUACGUACUCGAGGAGUUCCUGGAUAAGAACGACCUGUCUCUGGCGUCGGCUGUGUUCGCGGCCUCUGCCCACAGCUUCCCCAUCAGCAUCAUGCAGGUGUCCAGCGCCCCUCAGAAGGAAGAGUACCUGCUCUGCUUCCACGAGUUUGGAGUGUUCGUGGACUCGUACGGCAGGAGGAGCCGUCCCGAUGACCUCAAGUGGAGCAGAGCUCCGCUGGCCUUCGCGUUCCGAGAGCCAUAUCUGUUUGUGACGUACUUCAACUCUUUGGAUGUGAUGGAGGUCCUGAGUCAUUCUCCUCUGGGACCGUCAGCGUGGGCGCACCUGGACAUUCCAAACCCGCGCUACCUGGGCCCCGCCAUCUCCUCCAGCGCCAUCUACCUGGCCUCGUCCUACCAGAACAAGCUACGGGUCAUCUGCUGCAAGGGCAGCCUGGUGCGCGAGUCUGGCGAGCUACACCGGACAGGCUCCAGCCGGAGACUGGAACCAGGGGACAGCUCUGACGUGGACGCUCUCUUUUACGACCACAACAGCAGUCCCAACAAGCGUGGGCCGCCCACCUACACGGAGCACAUCACCAAGCGCCUGGCCUCGGGGCCGUCCAGCCAGGACGGGGGGGGGCUCCACCGCGAGCCCAGCACCCCGCACCGCUACCGCUGAGGGCGACCGAAGUUCCGCCGCACAUUAAGUCGCCGGGCGCCGCGAAAGGCCGAGAAGUCGCCCGGCAGGGUCCUGGACAGCCGCAGGGAGCGCUCGCCGGCCCGGUUCGACGAGCAGCGGGGCAGCGGCCGCCUCCACGCCAGCUCCAGCUCCGUCCGCACCCAGCUCACACCCGUCAACAAGGUGUGGGACCAGUCUUCGGUCUGAGGACUUCGCCAGUGGACCCCAGCAGGAGGAGUAGGGGCAAUAAAGAGCUAAGAGCCAUAAUUGUACCCCAUGCGGGGACAAAAUCCAUUACCAUACCCCACAGGGGGCAGAUCCUCAGCCCCACUGCCUGUGCCAUGCACAUUUGCCGUUCCUUUGCUUCUCCGUUUCAGACGCUCUCUUGCACAGUGGACCACCUUCCAUCUAGAGUGUCAUGACGACGCAUUGUGUGUUUGUUUUGAGAUAUUAAAACACUUGACAUGCUGAUUUAUUUCAUAAAAGUGAUUUAUCAAUGCCCAAAGCCACAAGCAAUGUGCAAAUCCGUUUUGCGUAUAAUCUUUCCUCAUGUAAAAUUUCUAUGGAAUUAUUCUUCAGAUUGAAGUUGGCAUUCAGUGCCCUGAAUGUUUCAAGUGUAGCAGGUUGUGCAUUGUAAACACAUGGGAAGGGUGUGUGUGUGUGUGUGUGUGUGUGAUUAGGAAGGUCACUGACUCUGAAGGUGAAAGAAGACACAGAAUUAUAAACCAAUCUUACUGAGCCCAAUGUAAAAGCACAUCAUGAGGCAAUUGCUCUGUCGCUAGCCUGGCUACUUUUAACAGUUUUAAAUUCGCACGUGACACACGUCACGUGACUUCCUCGUUGAUGAUUUGUUGGCCAAUUAAUCAACCAGCAUGACACAACAUCAACUGUAACAGUUAUUUAAGAAGAAGAAAAACUUUAAUUUGUUGGCAGAUGUAAUGUGUAGGGCUUUUGAUGUAUAUAUUUGGCAUGAUCUUACUGGUUCACAGUUUAGCUCCAUAUCAGCUGAACCCCAACAGUAAUCCACCCAGAGCAAUCACAUUCAUCUUAGAGUGGUAAACUCCCAAACUUCCAGUCUAAGGAGAACAGUUCUAAAGCGCAGCUCAGCUAGCCAAAUGCUAACCGACAGAGCAGUUGCCCCCCAUAGGUUUAACAUUGCUUCAAUACUGUAAAUAGAAUCAUCUGUUUUUAUAGUCCAAGGGUAUAAGAGGCUGGGUUGAGCCAAGACUAUUUUUAUGAACAACGUGUUUGUAAUGAGUGUUGAGACCAGAGUUCCCUACUUGAACAGAUGAAAAUGAUCAAAUACUUUGAGAUAGUGGGCCUAGUUACUUUGGGAAGUAACAACUAAUACCUGACUGAGUUGAUAUCAUGGAGGGAGAAAGCCGGUUUCAGCUUGUAAUACAUAAUACGAAGGAGACCCAGUAUGUUCUGCUACAAGUGUCCUUGUGCUGUUCCUGUUACCUUGUACUUUCUUGAGGCUAUUAGGCGUUUGCUUACUGGACUCAUUUGGAAGCUGGACACCCCUGCUAAGUGACUUCCAGCGGACAGUGUGGUCUAGCGCCCUCUGCUGCUUAGAUGACGGAUGAUCCUCUUCCAACUCCUCCCCCCACCCCGUGCUGUGACCGUUUAACUUCCAUUUGCCCUCAGGGUUCGUUGGGACUCUUAUCGCUUUGUUUUUCUUGUGAAAACUUCGCACUACAACAGCCGAACUGCAUCAACUGGUCUUCAGAGGAGGGUGUCACCAAAAAUCGGGAGCGCUCACGUCACAAACUCGAAGCAUGAGAUAAUCUUUCUCGAUUCUUUUGUUUGUUUUCUUUUCUUGUCAAGUUAUCACUUAUAUUGUGUAUUUGAUGAGUAAAAAUAUUGAUGUUUAAUGAUAACAAAUGGAGCUUUACCUGAUUUGUAAGGGAAGAUUAAAACACAACAUGAUUACUCAAAAGAUGCCUUGGGAUUUUUCCCCCCCCUUCACCCAGGUUACCGUUUAUGAAGGAGGGUUAUACAUGUAUUAAGUGCCACAUUCAGAUCAUGCACAUCUCAACUUAUGUUGCUUUUGCAAUUAGCAACUGGUUGUUAAAAACGCCAAUCAACAAAGACCAAGGUGAAAACAAAGGUGUCUAAUAGUGGCAAUGGUACGGUACAGUUCUCCAAGUAGCCUAUGCUAAGCUAAAGGUCAGACACUGUGAAGGUGCACUGGAGAAUAGGACCACACAGGGCUCACGGACACCAGAACAGGGAACAGUUGUGCAGCAAAGAGACGGUCCAGAAUAGAAUCUACUCACAGCUGGGUUGGAAUUUCAUUUUUUCAGUUUUAUUUCAUGUCUGUGACCAUAUCUAUUGAAAAGAUAAAGAUAACA